AUGAAAGGCUGCCUGCUCCUGCCCCUUCUCCUGCUGGGGACAGUUUCUGCUCUCUACCUGGAGAAGGAUGCCUCCCACAUGGGCAGUCCUCAGACACAGGGAGACCUGAGCCAGGAUCCUGAAGGCUCAGGGGGGCAGGAAGGAGAGCUGGCCCUGAGUGGUGAGGUGCUUGAUUCGGGGGGAGAGGAGGCCGAGGACGCCCACGACGAUGAGGGCGACUGUGAGUUAGACCCAGAUGACUUAGAUGAGGACGUGCAGUGCCCCAAGGAGGAGGAGACAGUGCAACUUCCUGGUGGUCCUGAGUGCAAGAGCUGCCACUACAGGAUGGUGCAGACUCCAAGAAGUUUUUGCCGUGCUCAGAGAAUCUGCAGGCGUUGCUACCGAGGCAACCUCGUCUCCAUCCACAGCUACCAGUUUAACCAUCGCGUGAGACGCUGGGCAGGAAGGACCAACCAGUCACAGGUCUGGAUCGGAGGCGUCAUCAGGGGCAGGUCCCGUUGCAGGAGAUUUCGCUGGACCGAUGGGAGUCGCUGGAAUUUUGGAUACUGGGCCCGAGGGCAGCCUGGGAAUGGGAGAGGCCACUGCGUGGCCCUGAGCACCAGAGGGGGUCACUGGCGACGAGCUUCAUGCCAGAGGCGGCUGCCCUUCAUCUGCGCCUUCUAAAUCAGAGGCGUGGAGACCCUGCUUCUCCACCAUCCUGGCCACCCCGCCCC
Messenger RNA from Budorcas taxicolor (takin), 713 nucleotides. RefSeq names its product proteoglycan 3-like. The record is from RefSeq and is a predicted model, not a curated record. Lineage: Eukaryota; Metazoa; Chordata; Mammalia; Artiodactyla; Bovidae. Gene Ontology annotation, biological process: immune response. The transcript is spliced from 5 exons. The coding region runs from base 1 to 663 and encodes 220 amino acids.